AUGAUCAAUGAACCUGUAAAACUUAUAAGCCUCUGCACCCUCUGCCUGCUUCAUAAAGCAUCAGACUCCCAAUACUUGAUGCAACAGCAGAAGUCAGUUAUACGCACCUUCACCAUGAAUACUCGCCGCCGUUUCUACACGAAUUUCCCGCCAGACGAUCCUGAGACUCCUUCACCACCACUAUCUCCACCGCGACGAACCCGCAUCACAGGCACCAGGGCCGAGAUCGAAGACCUCAGACACCGCAAGACCCGAAUCACCGGCAAAGGAAGCUACGCCAAGCGCAUCGACGAGCUGGCAAAGGAGCACUUGAUCCAGGAUUAUGACAAGGCCGAGCGAGCGUUUGCAACGGGUCAUUACGAGUUUUGCAAAGACCAGUGCUUCUUCAUCCACGCCUCGAAGCCCUUGUCCGACACGAUCAAAGCAAAGACAUAUAUGCUUUUGGCGCGACGCGAAGUCUUAGGUGACAGUCCCGAGGAGAGGGAGUCCUAUGCCAAGGAGGCGAUGAAGUGCUGGGAUGUGGUCAUCGAGCGCAGAGGAUACUGUCAUACUCGUUUCCCCGCUGAGGUGGCAAGAGAGCAGAGGAAGGUCGCAAAGCGGCAGCUGGAGGUUGCACAGUCGGAUCUGAAUUCCCGCAGAAAGAAGAAUAUUGCCAGCCAUUCGCGGCAAGAUGAGAACCUCGACCCUGCGCUGCAAGAAUUGAAAGCACGGCAAGAGUCACAGGAGCUCUAG
This is a messenger RNA of Zasmidium cellare ATCC 36951, 732 nucleotides long. RefSeq lists its product as uncharacterized. Lineage: Eukaryota; Fungi; Ascomycota; Dothideomycetes; Mycosphaerellales; Mycosphaerellaceae. Bases 1 to 732 code for a protein of 243 amino acids. The transcript has a single exon. The record is from RefSeq and is a predicted model, not a curated record.